AAGAGGUUUGGAUUUUCAACCAGUGGUGAGUAAGAGAAAGAAGUAGCUACAACCGAGUCAGUCAGUGAUUUGAAGAGAGAGAUAUCGAAACGAUGCCGUGCCUCAACCUCUCCACCAACGUCAACCUCGAAGGUGUCGACACCUCUUCCAUCCUCUCCGAAGCCACCUCCACCGUUGCUACUCUCAUCGGCAAACCCGAAUCCUAUGUGAUGAUUGUGCUCAAAGGAUCAGUACCCAUAUCUUUUGGUGGGACUGAGCAGGAAGCAGCUUAUGGAGAAUUGGUGUCCAUCGGUGGUCUUAACCCUGAUGUGAACAAGAAACUUAGUGCUGCAAUUGCUGCAAUUCUUGAAACCAAGUUGUCUGUUCCCAAAACUCGAUUCUUCUUGAAAUUCUAUGACACCAAGGCGCAUCAGAGUCAAGAACAUGCACAGUGUUUGCAUGCUUUACAUCAGCAAUAGAUCAUGGUUCCAACUUUGGAUGGAAUGGAACUACUUUCUGAAUUUCAUGUCAAGUUUGAUUAUGGUGCCUUUGAAUUGUGGAUGGAGUAGUCUUCAUUUUGGUUUCGCUUCUGCUUUUAUUUUAUAUUUGAUGUCAAAAUAUAAGUACUUGAGGUUUUUGGUAGCAUAAGCGAGUCAAGUAAAUCAAUUUGAUCAAUUGUAUGGACAAGUGAGGUUUGUGUGUGGUUUAUGGCUCUUUUGGACUAAUAUUAUCGGGCACCAUUUAAGAUGGACAUUUGUAUUGUUGAUGCAUUAUCAAUUAAACUUGAUACCUAAAAUGAAAUCAUUGUCUUGUUGCUUAUUA
Medicago truncatula (barrel medic) is the source of this 801-nucleotide messenger RNA. Its product is annotated as macrophage migration inhibitory factor homolog. Gene Ontology annotation, molecular function: phenylpyruvate tautomerase activity. Bases 93 to 458 code for a protein of 121 amino acids. The record is from RefSeq and is a predicted model, not a curated record. The transcript has 4 exons. Lineage: Eukaryota; Viridiplantae; Streptophyta; Magnoliopsida; Fabales; Fabaceae.